Messenger RNA from Carya illinoinensis, 1626 nucleotides. Its product is annotated as GDSL esterase/lipase At5g03610-like. The coding region runs from base 386 to 1462 and encodes 358 amino acids. The record is from RefSeq and is a predicted model, not a curated record. NCBI's taxonomy places the organism in Eukaryota, Viridiplantae, Streptophyta, Magnoliopsida, Fagales, Juglandaceae. The transcript is spliced from 6 exons. Gene Ontology annotation, molecular function: hydrolase activity, acting on ester bonds.
CUGUAAAGGUGAUAGAUUUAUUUAUUCUCUUACGAAUAGUCUUGUUGACAGUGUGAUCAGAUCAUGCCGUGCUUAAACAUGUUACAUAGAUUGUGAUUGUUCAACAAAGGCAGGCGUGCUGAAUUAAUCCUAGGACAAUGUGAUGCCUGCAUGCAUGGCAGUAAAUAACUCAAUCAAUUAUAUAGGUGCGUACUGUAAGUCAUUGUGAAGGGCCCAGGCCAGCUCGAUCGUGGGUAUAGAUAAACUUGUGAAGUUAAGUCGAUCGUGAUCAUCUCGAAGAUAUCUUCUCCGUUGCGAAGUCGUCCUCCAAAUAUUUUUGCAUCUACUUCCACCAAACUUCGCUUUGUGCAACGCUUCACGCUCGGUGCGCCCCUCUGAUCUUCUUAUGGUUGUAAUGGACAUGCAAAACCUCCUCUCAUGUUCUGUUCUCUGCUGCUUCCUCUUGUUUAUUCUCUCAGGGCGGCAACAAACGGUGCAAGGACAUCGUCAUUUACCCUCUAAUAUUCGUCCGCUAAAGCUCUUCGUCUUUGGAGAUUCUUAUGCUGACACAGGCAACACCAAUAAAUCUCUAGUCCCUUGGAAACAUCCCUACGGCAUCAGCUUUCCGGGAAAUCCAACUGGUCGUUUCUCCGAUGGCCUUGUCCUUACCGAUUACGUUGCUAAGUUCUUAGGACUUAAUUCUCCGAUUCCAUAUGAAGGGUGGAAAUCAUCAUCACGUGGGAUUCCAUUGUUGCAAUACGGACUGAAUUUUGCUUAUGGAGGCACGGGUGUAUUUGAUACCGUUGUCUCCGGCCCAAACAUGACAGUCCAGAUCGAUUUUCUCGAACAUCUCCUCAGAGACAACGUGCUUACCACUAAAGACCUAGAGAGCUCCGUGUCCUUUGUCAGUCUCGCUGGCAAUGACCACUUUACUUACCUUCGCACGAACGGAUCUGCGCAGGGAUUGAAACCUUUCAUUACGACAGUGAUCAAUCAACUUGCUAUCAACUUGAAACGAAUUCAUGGCUUGGGAGUGAAAAAAAUAGCCGUGACAGGUUUAGAGCCUUGGGGAUCAUGUCUGAUCCCUUAUGUCACAAACACAUCCUUAUUCCAACAAUGCAAUGAUACUUAUAACUCGAUGGUCAGUUUCCACAAUCCUCUAUUGAAGCAAGCCGUGGAAAAGCUGAACAGCGAAACAAAGGAUUCUCCUUUUUUCAUUAUUGAUCUUUAUGCUUCGUUCACGUCUGCCCUCAAGAACGAAGGAAGUAUAAAGUUUGAGAACCCGCCAUUGAAGCCAUGCUGUUUGGGUGUCAGCAGCAAAUAUUUCUGCGGGAAUGUCGAUGAAAAUGGAGCCAAGAAAUAUACAAUUUGCGAGAAUCCCAAAUCAGCAUUCUUUUGGGACGUCGCACAUCCCUCGCAGGAGGGAUGGCGUGCCGUGUAUUCAGCUUUGCAACCCACUCUUGAACAAUAUUUUCACUACUAGUAGAGUCCGCCAAAAACAAAAUGCUAUUUGUAUAUAAUUAUGAUUGUUUUUCUAAUUUCUCAAUAUAAUUUUUCUGUUUGUAUUAAGCAAUAUUGCAGGCUUUGUAUAAUCUCCUCUACUUGUCCUCUAUCUUAAAAUAUUUUCCAAAUAAAGCAUAUAUAAUA